This is a messenger RNA of Ziziphus jujuba (common jujube), 2021 nucleotides long. Its product is annotated as UDP-glycosyltransferase 73D1. The record is from RefSeq and is a predicted model, not a curated record. NCBI's taxonomy places the organism in Eukaryota, Viridiplantae, Streptophyta, Magnoliopsida, Rosales, Rhamnaceae. Gene Ontology annotation, molecular function: UDP-glycosyltransferase activity. The transcript has a single exon. The coding region runs from base 272 to 1765 and encodes 497 amino acids.
GCCAUUAGACCAGCUUAAUUGCGGUUUUUUCAAUAACCAGGAAAAAAUUAUACCUUGUGCGUAACGAGGGCUCGUUCAAAGUCAAAGUCAACGAAGGAGACUUUACCAACAAGUGUUAUGCCCGUUUAGUUGAAUCUACAUGGCAGUAUAUUUUCACACACAUACAAACGUUCAUUAUAAAAAGAACCAAUUUGGCCUUUGUUAAAGAUCAUCAUCAUCAUCAUCAUCAUCCAAAAUCAUCAAAUUUUGUUUAGUUUUGCACUAUUAUAAUAUGGCUUUGGAAACCAGUACUCAGCCUCACUUUGUGUUAAUCCCUCUAAUGGCGCAAGGCCAUAUGAUCCCCAUGAUAGACAUGGCUAAGCUUUUGGCAGAACGUGGAGUUCUGGUAAGCUUGGUCACCACCCCUCAUAAUGCCUCGAGAUUCGAGUCAAUUAUAUCUCGAGCAACACUCUCUGGCCUCCCUAUUCGGCUCGUUCAGAUCCCAUUUCAAAGCGAAAAAGUCGGACUCCCAAUUGGCUAUGAGAAUCUUGAUAGUUUGCCUUCGAGGGACAUGCUUAGAAAAUUCUAUAGCGCUGUAAGCAUGCUUCAAAAGCCUCUAGAACACCACCUUGAGGAACGUAAGCCUCUCCCAACAUGCAUAAUCUCCGACAAGUACCUUUCUUGGACUUCCGAAACGGCGAAGAAGUUCGGAAUUCCGAGACUUGUUUUCCAUGGCAUGUGCUGCUUUUCUUUGUUGAGCUCUCAUAAUGUUAAGCUUUACAAUGCUCAUCAAUCGGUCACUUCGGAUUCCGAACCAUUUGUGGUCCCGGGACUACCUCAUAAGGUUGAGAUUACCAAAGCUCAGCUGCCCGGAGCUUUCGUUACUCAAGCCGAUUUGGACGAUGUUCGGGGUAAGACGCAAGAAGCCGAAUCGAGUUCUUAUGGAGUGGUGGUGAACAGUUUCCAAGAACUGGAACGUGGUUGCGCUGAGGAAUACGAGAAGGCUCUAAACAAAAAGGUAUGGUGCAUCGGACCGGUUUCCUUGUGCAACAAGAACGAUUUGGACAAAGUUGAGAGAGGUAACAGAGCUUCCAUUGAUCAAAACCAAUGCCUCCAGUGGCUCAACACGAUGAAACCCAAGUCUGUUAUCUAUGCUUGUCUCGGUAGCCAGUGCCGCUUAGUUGCAGCACAAUUGGCUGAACUUGGACUUGGUUUAGAAGCUUCGGGAAAGCCGUUUAUAUGGGUGGUCAAGGCCGGAGAGAACUUUUCGGAGUUCGAGAAUUGGUUAUCGGAGGAAAGAUUCGAGGAAAGGAUCAAAGGUAAGGGACUUUUGAUCAAAGGUUGGGCUCCACAGGUUCUGAUCCUAUCACACCCAGCAAUUGGUGGAUUUUUAACCCACUGUGGUUGGAACUCUACCAUAGAAGGUGUUUGUUCAGGGUUGCCAAUGAUAACUUGGCCUUUGUUUGCUGAGCAAUUCUUCAAUGAAAAAUUAGUUAUAGAAGUCUUGAAGAUUGGAGUUAGGGUAGGUGUGGAAAUUCCUGUUAGAUGGGGUGAUGAAGAGAAAGUUGGAGUAUUGGUAAGGAAAGAAGGAGUGAAGAAGGCUAUAGAAAUGGUAAUGGAUGAGGGUGAAGAAGGUGAAAAGAGAAGGAAAAGAGCUAGAGAACUUGGAGUUGAAGCUAGAAGGGCUACUGAAGAAGGAGGAUCAUCUUACAUGAACUUGUCAGCUUUGAUCCAAGAUAUAAUUGAACAAACCAAUCAAAACAAGCUCAAGUUCUUGAAGAACUGAUCUCUCUCUUUAUAUAAUCAAAUUCUUUGUAGCAAUCAAUAAAGUUGUUGUACGAGAUUGAUUCUAAACAAUUUAAAUAUUUUUAAUAUUUCAUUAGAUCUGAUCGAACCUAGGAUUUGAGAGUGUAUCCUCAUUGGCUUUUACUACUAGGUUAAGCUUUGAAUUAAUAAAAAUAAAUAAAUUCUUGAUAACAUUUAUAUGAUAAAUGUAUCCGCAUGUUAGCUGUACUUUAUAAAUUGUCAAUAAAAUUACGGAG